CAGCGCGCUCACGACGCAACGCGCGCGGCGGCAGCUUCUAAAGUAAAGAUGGCGGACAUGAUGAGCACCGAGCUGUCAGAGGAGAAAGAGCCUGAUGACCGGAGGAGGAGGCACACACGGCCGUGGGAUGAUUCACACAAGUCUGCAGAGAUGCCGCUAACUCCAGGAAACCCCGAGACUCUGGGCUUUUACGACGUUAGCCACGCUAGCGACGCGACAAGUGAGCAGCAGGAGCACUCUUCAGACCCAUCGCUGUCACGCUUCAUUUGUACAGAACUCACCAGUGGCUAUUUCCUGGAGCACAAUGAGGCUAAAUACACAGAGCAGCGGGAGAGGGUGUACACAUGCAUGCGGAUUCCCAAAGAACUGGAGAAGCUGAUGCUGUUUGGCUUCUUCCUGUGCAUGGACGCCUUCUUGUACGCGUUCACCCUGCUGCCACUCAGGGUGCUGCUGGCCACGCUCCGCCUUCUCACACUGCCCUGCUGUGGCUUUAGUGGGAGUCGUCUACUGCAGCCUGCCCAGGUGUGUGACAUGCUCAAAGGCCUGAUCCUGCUCCUGUGUUACUCCAUGAUGCACUACGUGGACUAUGCCAUGAUGUACCACCUGAUCCGAGGACAGUCUGUUAUCAAACUCUACCUCAUCUACAACAUGCUGGAGGUGGCAGACCGGCUCUUCUCCUCCAUCGGCCAGGACGUUCUGGAUGCUCUGUACUGGACAGCCACAGAACCUAAAGCUCGAAAGAGGGACAACAUUGGAGUCAUCCCCCACUUCAUCAUGGCUGUCUUCUAUGUCUUUCUCCACGCCAUCCUCAUCAUGGUGCAGGCCUCCACACUCAACGUAGCCUUCAACUCCCACAACAAGUCCCUGCUGACCAUCAUGAUGUCCAACAACUUUGUGGAGAUUAAAGCAAAUGUUUUCAAGAAAUUUGGGAAGAACAAUUUAUUCCAGAUGUCAAACAGUGAUAUUAAAGAAAGGUUCACCAGCUACAUCCUGCUCCUCAUUGUGGUUCUGAGGAAUUUGGAGCAGAUGGCAUGGAACAUGGGUCACCUGUGGAAGUUGAUCCCCACUAUCGUGAUGGUGGUGAUCUCUGAGGUGGCUGUGGACAUUAUCAAACACGCUUUCAUCACGAAAUUCAACAACAUCCGGGCAGAGGUGUACAGUGAAUACAGAGCCAGCCUGGCCUUCGAUCUCCUAAGCAGCCGACAGAAAAAUGCUUAUACAGACUACAGUGACUCGGUGGCCCGCAGGAUGGGCUUCAUUCCCCUGCCCUCUGCUGUUCUGCUCAUCCGAGUGGUCAUGACUUCAGUGAAAGUACAAGGAGCUCUGGCAUACACUUGUGUGUUCCUCUUGUAUCUUGGACUUCUCACACUCAAAGUUCUGAACAGUAUUGUGCUGCUGGGGAAGUCCUGUGUCCUCAUUAAGAGAGCCAACAUGGAGGACAAACUGUACAAGCAACCAGCAGCUUCAGAGAGCACAGACACGUCAGCACCAACAGAGAGCAACACAGAGCCGGCGCCAUGUUCCACUCCCACAGCUGAAUCUGUGGAGGAGCAGCUGCCUGCCACACCCCCCAAACCUCCCAUCCCCAUCUCCUGCCAACCCACCCCAAGGACUGACCUGUUCCCCCCUCCUGCCAUCACGGUGCGCUCUGUUACCGCCACUUCCACCAUCACUGCAACCACCCCCAUCCCCGAAAACCGUGCCUCCACACCGCCACCGGAGCCUGAGCAGCCCAUACCCUCUCUGUCCAAGGAGGAGGAGGGGGAACCAGGUGCCAACUCAGAACUGAGACAGAGGACUUCUAAGAAAGAGCUAUUGGAGAUAGACCGCUUUACCAUCUGCGGAAGCCGAAUUGACUAAAACUGCAGGGGGAUGGACAAAAUGUAGCGCUUAACCACUCAGGGAAGCUAGCCAGCAGUGAAUGACAGUAUUUAUUAUUGACAAUAUCGACAGCACUUCUAAGUUAUUGGGUGGGCGAUGUUGUUGAACUAAUGGGUGAGAUGUGUGAAAAGGGUGUAUGGGUGUGUUGCAGACUUUUUACAUAGAUUUAAAGCUGCUCUAUGGAACUUUUCUGGUUCCUUGUCUCCAUGGAGAUAUUAGUGCUUUACCUGUUAUGUUCUACAUUAUGGCGUUGAACUAAUAUACCGUAAAUUUCUGACUAUUGAGAGCACAUGGAUAUAGGCCACAGCAGCCAAAUUUUAAAAGAAAAUACAUUUUGUACAUAAAUAGGUCACACUCAAAUAUAAGCCAUAUGUUACAAAUAUGUUGUAACAUGAGAUAUUUACUCAGAAAGACGGUACAUGGAGUUUUUUGAGGGGUUUUUUCUGUGUCUGAAAACUCCUGAAAAUCAGCAGUACGGCACCAAAACGCCAUCAACACAGGAUGUACAUACCUGCAUGUUUAGAAAAAACAGCACCAACACAGGCCAUCUGCUUUUAUUUCCUCUGAAAGCUUUCGUUGUCUUUUUACAUUGUCGUCUUUUUACAUUGACUAAGUUCUUCCCGUUGCCGCCUCCAAUGUCGCACCAUCACCUUAAUGCCAAGCUUACGUGCAAUGGCUCUGUUUCUUUAUUUGAGGCCAGAUCCAUUGCCUCUCCAUCUUAAAAGCUGCAUCAUAUGUAUUUUUUCGUGUAUUUUCCAUGAUGAGGGUGUAUGCAUGAUGCACAAAAUGACAGUUCAAAAGAUCUUUACUGGCCGCUAGCCAGUAAAGAUCUAUAAAUUAGCCGCACCAUUGGCCGCAGGGUUUAAAGCAUGGAAAAAAGUGGUGGCUUAUAGUUUGAAAUUUACGGUAUCUUGCGUUCAUUCAACUACUCAUGUUAUUAGUGUUUUUAUUUCUAUUAAAAUACAAUAAACAUGCAGUCUUGCUGUUGGCGGACUAGCUUCUUCACAGAUCUGACCUAUAACGUGGUCUUGGCAUGGACACCUGGUCAUCUCCAUGUGUAUAGAUUUAUUACUAUAAUAGGGAACAUUCCAAGCAAAGCAAUAACAUCUCCAUCUGGACAAGCAGGGGACAAAGGUUGCAUAGUGUACCUUUUUAAGGGGUGUUUUGGACCAGCAAAAUGUGACACUUGAACAAUGAGUAUUAGCCAACUACCGUCCUAACAACAUGUUCAAGUUGAUAUUACUUUCACUUGGCGGCUUUAGGUGCAUUAUCCCAUGUACCGAGCUCAGUAUGAUUGUUGCACUUUUUUUUAAUUCACUUUAAAUGUGGAGAGAGCAAAAACACAGAAUAUAUUCAAACAAGCCAUUUAAUUUGGAUUGCUUGGUCAAAAUUAUUUCUGCAGUGGUUCAAAGUUGAAUUAUAACAUGACCCACACAGGCAAUACAAUUUCCAUUCCAUUAGUAGGUUAGGUUCUACUUCACACAAAUGAAAUUUUGACUUUAAAUAACUUUUGGGAAAUAGUUUGUACUAAAUUACUGGAUAUUGAAAUGUGUUCAGUGGAGCUCAACAGUUCUGCCUGCUUCUGGAAGUAAAUUUUCCAUUCAUUUUUCUCAUAGACUAAUAUCCAUAACAUGGUUGUUUUAAGUCCAAAAAGCAUGUUUAAAAUGCAAGAUUCUACAAAAUGUUCAACAGAUUUUACAUACCGGUUGGUGUUAUAAAGUCGUGCUGUCAUUAGUUACCGCGUAGCUGAUUAGCCCUGAGCUUUCAAACUUUGGGUGGUCACUGUUAAGCUCCAUUAACUUUAACAAUAUUUACAUGUAAAAAUAUGACAAGUCAAAACUUCAUUUAACUUUAAUGUUGCUUCAGUGAAACGACAGAACUUCUCCAUUCCACAAACGUGAAGCAUAGAAUGACCAAAAUGAGGGUGUGGGUGGUCGAGGGCACUGGCACUCGAGGACAUCCGCACGGGGAACAUAUUAGUUAUAGUUGAGCAGAUUUAAAAUUUCAGCUUCUGCCAAUUCAAAUGUGCCACCUGUGACAACUCACAUUUACACAUUUUUGCAUGAUUUAGAACACAAUGGUUCUGCUAGUUGUAGAGUUGUGCCAAUUUAAAACCGGAAAAAAAAAAAAAA
Molecule: messenger RNA, 4013 nt
Organism: Periophthalmus magnuspinnatus
Lineage: Eukaryota; Metazoa; Chordata; Actinopteri; Gobiiformes; Gobiidae
Gene: tapt1a
Product: transmembrane anterior posterior transformation 1a
Exons: 14
Coding region: 49-1860 (603 amino acids)
Biological process (GO): positive regulation of cilium assembly; maintenance of protein localization in endoplasmic reticulum
Cellular component (GO): ciliary basal body; endoplasmic reticulum membrane
Source: RefSeq, a predicted model, not a curated record